AUGGACGAUCAAUUAAAACGUCUCGAAGCGAUUACCAAUCGAUUAGAAGCAGUUGCUCAAAAAUUCUCGUCGCCAGCAUCGUCGGCUGUCAAUGGACAUCCGAAUGUGAAUAAUGGAACUGCUGACGAACUUGAUCAUUUGCCCAUCCUACGCGAUUAUGAUACAAUAAUCAAUGAAUCGGUUCAACCAUUUUUGAAUAGUUCGAAAAAAAUUGGUGGAGAUCUGACAGCAAUGGCUGAUCACGUACAACGUUUAUUUACUGCUCAACAGGAGUUUAUUAAACGAGCUGUUCAAAGUAAGAAGCCGAACGAUCAGCAGAUAACGGAAAUAAUUAAGCCGCAAUCGAACGAAAUUGAAGCGAUUUCGAAUUACACAAACAAAAAUCGUAAAUCUCCAUUAUUCAAUCAUUUAUCAGCCAUCUCCGAGGGUAUUCCAGCACUCGGCUGGAUUCUUGUUUCACCAACACCUGGUCCGCAUAUCAAAGAUAUGACAGAAGCUGCUCAGUUUUAUUCCAAUCGUGUCCUCAAAGAGUUCAAAGACAAAGAUCCAACUCACGUAGAAUGGGUCAGAUUAUGGACGAAAAUAUUGAAUGAUCUUCAUACAUACGUCAGACAACAUCAUACUACUGGUUUAGCUUGGGCAUCUCAUGGUAAACGUGAUGUUGAUUCAACCAAUGUAGCAACAUCAGUAAACAAACCUGCUUCAGGCGGAGUUCCACCUCCCCCACCCCCUCCUCCUCCUCCUCCUCCACCUAUGCAAUUAGAUAGCGCUCUUAACGCUUUGGUCGAUAAUAGUCGUAAUGAACUGAUGAGUUCCAUCAAUGCAUUGGGCCAAGGUGCAACAUCUCAUUUGAAAAAAGUUCCGGAUGAACUUAAAACACACAAAAAUCCGCAAUUGAGACAAAGUACAGAAGCUCCUCAUGAAAAGAAAGGUCCAGCACAAUUUGUUGAUGGAAAACCAGUUGUACCACCUAAACCUGGCAAACCAGCAUCUGCUCCAUCACCUGUUAAAACACAAACAGCGGUCAAUACAUCGAAACCGACCACUGUAAGUGGACCUCCGAAAUUAGUACUUGAAGGUAACAAAUGGUUGGUUGAAUAUCAGAAAGAUAAACAUGAUCUUCGCAUAACUGACACCAACAUGAAACAUAGUAUUUACAUAUACAAGUGCGUCAAUUCCACAGUUGUUGUCGAAGGCAAAGUGAAUUCGAUUGUUCUUGAUCAAUGUACGAAAGUUGGUCUUCAAUUCACAUCUGUUGUAUCAUUAGUUGAAUUUAUCAAUUGUAAAAGUAUGAAAGCUCAAGUCAUCGAUCGUGUUCCGACCUUGCAAAUUGAGAAAACCGAUGGCUGCCACAUAUAUUUAUCUACGUCGUCACUUGACACAGAAUUUAUCACAUCAAAAUCGUCCGAAAUGAGUGUUAACAUUCCAUUCGGCGAUGGUGAGUACAAAGAAUUUCCCAUUGCCGAACAAUUCAAAACGUGUCUUCAAAACGCUUUCCGGUACUAUCUUUUUCCACUAAAAGUAUCGAAAAAUAUUCUCUGCAAUCAAAAGUAUUUUUCACGCUUUCUCAGUUCUAAAGCUUGCACUAUCAUUUGGUCGAUACCAAAAACUCAAAUAUCUUCUUCAGCCACUCCAUCUUUUCGUUGCCAAUUAUCAUCCGAAGACGAUCCGAAUAACGAUUUCACGCAGCAUGUUUUAGCACGUCAUGUUCCAAGUGAAACUCAAUGUCGUGAGUAUAAAAGCACCAUAUCCGUACAAGAAUGUCAAAGAUGCUAUUUGAGUACAAAUAAAAGUUAUCACGAUGAAAGUAAUGGUAACACAUUGAAAGCUUGUACGAGUUUUAGCUUCGAUCGAACGUAUUAUGAAUCAACAUUAGUUGAAGAAUGGUCGAUGGUCUGUGAUCGAGUAUCGUGGAAGAGUUUGUCUCAAAUGAUAUUCUUCUUUGGCUAUAUGAUUGGUUCGCUGGUCUUUGGUGUUUUGUCGGACAAAUUUGGAAGACGACCAAUUAUGGGUAUUUCGUUUUUUAUUAUUUCCUUCGCCAGUUUUCUCUGUGCAUUUGCGCCGCAAGAUGGCCUUGGAUUUGAGUUAAGUUAUUCACUUUUUAUUUUGGGGCGAUUUUUGCUAGCUUGUGCAUCACGUGGUGUUGCUUUGACAGGCUUCGUCAUUGGUGUAGAAAUCGUCGGACCGAGGCAACGAUUGUUAACUGGUAUUAUCAUCCAGUAUUUUUUCGCCAUAGGUGAAUUGAUACUAUUAGUAUUUGCGUAUUUCUUUCGGUCGUGGUAUUUACUACAUACAACUUUAGCGAUUUUGUCACUACCAUUUUUGAUUGUCUACUUUUUGUUGCCGGAAAGUCCGCGCUGGAUGAUAUCGAAAGGUCAUUACGAGCGAGGAGAAAAAGUCCUUCGUCAUAUAGCAAAAAUCAAUCAAACUAGUUUUGAUUCUAUUGCCUAUCAACGGCUUAUUACUGAAGAGAAAAAGAGAGAAGCAAUAAUUGAUGAAAAACGCCAUGGAUUCAUGAUUUUGUUUCGAUCAAAAACUAUGUUUAUUAUAACACUCAAUAUAUCUUUUCAAUGGUUUGUUCAAAAUCUAGUCUUUUAUGGAGUUUCACAAAAUACAGGCACUUGGUUAUCAAAUCCAUACAUAUCCUUUGGAGCUGGCGCUAUUGUUGAAAUACUUGCUUAUUUCAGUGUUCAUUUACUUCUUCGCUUGUGGGGCCGAAAAACUAUUUAUUGUGCCUUCGCUACGGGUUUUGCAGUUUUCGCAAUUUUAGUCGUGCCAGUUCAGGUAUUAAUGAUCAAAGGUAGCCCAGGUCAAAAUGGAUUAAUGUUUGCAAUCCAUGUGAUUUUGAAGUUUUUUGCCACCGGUUCAUAUGCGAUUAUCUAUAUAUAUGCAAAUGAACUAUUUCCAACUCAAGUUCGAAAUACUGGUAUGGGUAUUUGUUCAAUGAUCGCUCGCGUAGGGGCUAUCGCAGGAACAUUAUCAAAUGAUUUACUAGCAAGAGUUUGGCUAUACUUUCCGAUUGUUGUUUUCGGUGUGACGUCGAUAAUUGCCGUAUCAUUUGUAACAAUUUGCCCGGAAACACUGAAUAAAUCAUUGCCUCAAACAGUUGAUGAUGUUGAACUUAUGGGUCUUGCUCUGCCGUGGGGAAGACCAAAACGCUUGACGCGUGUCCAAGUUGAUGAUGAGAAUAAUACAGAUGAAAAUAUUGCAUUGAAGCUACCAACUGGGGGAGAUAAUGCUUGA
Molecule: messenger RNA, 3243 nt
Organism: Adineta ricciae
Lineage: Eukaryota; Metazoa; Rotifera; Eurotatoria; Adinetida; Adinetidae
Source: the annotation of a GenBank genome assembly